AGCGAUCCAGACCGUUGUGAAUCUGUAUGUAUCCAGCCAGGCAGGCACGACCGAAAACUAAUACCUUAUUAUUCUGGCAUGAAUAGUGAGGCAGCGCCUCGAUGACGACGUCAACGACGACGUCGUUCUUAUCAUUAUCAGAUGUACUCAUUAUGCGCUGCGCCUCUACCGCCACGUAUUUUACUAUCCAGAACUUGAAAUAUAUCCUGCAAAUAACUACAGUGCACUGAAUAUUCACCGUGAUGGUAUUUCAGUAUCCCAAUUGAUCACAGACCGAGAUUCAUAGGCACAUGUAUGCACAUGUAUGGAUCUAGGAUUACUACAACAGACAGUCUAGUCCAUUCGCACAGUAGUGUGUACUGCCACAAACCGUGGAAUACCAUAACGGCAUACUGUGUUGAUCAGACACCGUGAGGGAAAGAGGAUUAGCUGGUCGCCGUUCCUACAGAUAAUUAACCUUGUCUGUCUUGCCUUGUCUUGCCUUGUUGCGCCUUGUCUUGCCUUGAAAGUACCUUUUUACUGGUCGCUGUCACUACCACCAACUUAUAUUCUGAGCCCCCGUAUUCAGUAUUGUAUUAUAAUCUUCUAUUACCUGUCUUAUACCAUACAUUCCCAGCCUCACACGACCUAAUAAGCCAAUCCCGUGAGAAACCGCAGCCAACGAUCUUGUGGCUGAAUUAUUGGGUGGUAAGCCUUAUCGCCAUCCGCCUAGUCUGCCCCUCAUCACCCCGCAAUCUCUACCACAGGAAAAAGGCGCGCUACGUAUGACGAUGAGCGAACGAUCUAUGCCUGGCCCUUACGCUUAACAUGGCACUCUGACCUGACACUCUCCACAGAAAAAAAAACCCCCUCAACCAUGCCUCUCGAUCCCGAUCACCAGGAGGUGCAAGAUGCGCCGAUAAUACAGAACGUCGACGAGCUGGGCGGCCCUCCCGGCGACUACUCUGAUGACGCUAAUAACAGGUUCUUUAUCACCAACAACGCGGACGAGGGACAGCAGGGCGAAGACAUCCGGUCUCUGCGCUCUCUGCAUCCGUAUACUCGUCCGCUGACCGUCUCCGACCUCGACUCCUGCAUUGCUCUCGAGAAUGCCGCCUUUAACGAGAAUGAGAGAUGCAGCCCGGAUAAGUUCAAAUACCGCCUCAGCAAAUGCGGCGAACUCAGCCUCGGCCUCUUCUGCACCGCGACCCCCGACUCCGACAUCCCCGCCGCGACCCUCGCGACCGGCAAACCCGUCGAGACCUCCCGCGCCAACGGCGCCGUCAGCGUUCUCCUCGCCCACGUCGUCGCGACCAAGACGCGCGACGGCCUCGCCACCGACGUCGCCAUGGAUUAUCCGCGGGACUGGGAGAGCAUCAAGAGGGAUGAGAGGAUCGAGGGGCAUCAUGAGGAUGGGAGGACCAUCUGUGUGCAUUCCCUGGCUGUGCUGCCCGAGUUUCAGGGGUCGGGGAUUGGACGCACUAUCAUGAUGGCGUAUAUGCAGCAGAUGAAUGGGGCGGGGAUUGCGGAUAGGUUGGCUAUUAUUGCGCAUGGACCCUUGGUGCCGUACUAUGAGAAGCUUGGGUUUGUGAGCAAGGGACCUAGCGAGGCUCAGUUCGGAGGAGGAGGGUGGAUUGAUAUGAUAUUCGACCUCAAAUCCAUCGAGGCACGAGCCAUGUACGGAUGAGUCUAGCGGGCACAGGAACGGCGGCGCAACGGCGGCGCCGCAUUAUACGGAGGAUGAGUUCAGUAGCAGUCAGACACAGGGUGAAGGGCGCUGCAUUGUAUGCAUUUGCUGGAGAAAUAUCAUAUCAUAGUGCCAUCCCGGCAAAUUCCAACUAUCUUAGCUUGUAAACACACGGUUUCAGCACCCC
Pseudogymnoascus verrucosus is the source of this 1853-nucleotide messenger RNA. RefSeq lists its product as uncharacterized. Gene Ontology annotation, molecular function: aralkylamine N-acetyltransferase activity. Lineage: Eukaryota; Fungi; Ascomycota; Leotiomycetes; Thelebolales; Thelebolaceae. The coding region runs from base 857 to 1666 and encodes 269 amino acids. Gene Ontology annotation, cellular component: cytoplasm. The transcript has 4 exons. The record is from RefSeq and is a predicted model, not a curated record.